Molecule: messenger RNA, 2140 nt
Organism: Stylophora pistillata
Lineage: Eukaryota; Metazoa; Cnidaria; Anthozoa; Scleractinia; Pocilloporidae
Product: palmitoyltransferase ZDHHC16
Molecular function (GO): palmitoyltransferase activity
Source: RefSeq, a predicted model, not a curated record
CAAGAUGGCUCAGCUCCGGAAGAGGAAAAUUCUAAAGAAUUAGAUUCAUGACCAGGGGAUUGGCAUUCAUCUGGAGUUUUCACCCAUCAGCCUAUUUCGUAGUAAUCGAGUCAUGAAAGGAAAAUGUGCCUAAAUCCUGAGCAAUUUUGUCUCGAUCGUGGGGCUAAUGUAGUUAUUUCUGGAAGACGCAAUCAUCGCAAACCUGCCGCUGCGGUCGUCGAACUCGAUGGAGCAUUUGAAAGUGCAUCUGUUCGCUUGGUAUUCCUUGACUUUCAACGCAGACCUUUCUCGAGCGGUGGUAUUUGACACUAUAUUUGGACCAGUGUUCUGCCUCUUUGAUUUUUUCGUUCGGAUUCUAGGGCCGGCAUUCCUUUUAGGCGUGAUUGGUCUGACUACAUCCGUGGUGGUGAUUUAUUACGCAUACUUGUUGCCUGUUAUCCGAGAGUACAGCACACCCUGGGUUGCCUUCCAUUUAAUAACAGCUCACUGGCUUUUGAUCAACAUUGUUUUUCAUUAUUUCAAAGUUGCUUUCACAUCUCCAGGACUAGCUCCUCAGGAAACCAAUGUAGAAGAUCUGAAAAGUGGGAAAUACACCUUAUGUAAAAAAUGCAUUCGAAUAAAACCACCAAGAUCACACCACUGCUCAAUUUGUAAAAGGUGUGUUUUGAAAAUGGAUCACCAUUGCCCCUGGAUUAAUAAUUGUGUUGGCCAUUUCAAUCACAGAUAUUUCAUAUCAUUCUGCUUUUUUAUGUGUCUUGGGACAAUUUAUGUCACAGUUACUUCCAGAAAUCUUUUCAUCAAACACUUUUUCCAUGACUUGAAUUACAGGCUUGUUUCAAGUUUUAAUGUCUCCAAUGGGAAAAAUGCCACUCUCUUGAUGUCAAAACUCAUUUUAGAUAAGUUACAUCUCAAAAAUUUGAACCAUAAAGAAGAUGGUGCUUCAGAGUCCGAACACAAUAGCAUUCUGUAUGUUUUUAUACUUUGCUCUGCUGUUACGCUGGCGCUAGGAGCACUGACUGGAUGGCAUUGUAAUCUUAUCGGCCGCGGGGAGACAUCUAUUGAAUGGCAUUCUAAUAAAGAAGAAGCUAGAAUUUACAGGAAACAAGGCUUGGUUUUCAGGAAUCCUUAUGACUUUGGUGUUUGGAAUAACUGGAGAAUUCUUCUUGGACUUGUUGAACGAAGGUCAUGGCUCAGGGUUCUUCUACCUUCAGUACAUCCCCCUUAUGGCGAUGGACUGAAGUGGCCUCCCCCACCUGAGAGUGCAGCGAGGAAUAAGGAAAGGAAAUUACAUAUUGUGUGAGGAUGUGGGGCAGUGAGGAAGUGCAAAUCCCUGUUCUCUCAUUAAUUUCGAUAUUCUGCAGAGAGACCUGCAGUAGCAUUAAAUACAAUACUUCUGGUAGCUUUUAAAUGAUAGGUCGGUCAAUAACAAGUGAAUUACAAAUUCACACAACACUCAAAAGUAAUUCAGGAACAACUUACGUCCUACAGGAGACAAUUAAAAAUGACAGGUAGAACUCUGCAUUAGGGAUAAAAUAUUAAAAUUAAUUUAGUGCUUACUGCAAGCUUUUAAGUGCUUUAAAAGGUGAAAGAGAGAGAAACAAAUAUAUUAAAUAAACAUAGAGUGCUUGAAAAUCCCAACUGGCAGAAGGCAGACCAGUUGACAACUUACACAGUACAGCCGAGGAAUUGGACUCAGGGUGACUGAGAACAAAGCCAAUAUUGAGCAGAGUGCAAGACUUGAACUUGAGACCAUCAGAUUUACAAGUCCAGCUCCCUAACCACUCGGCCACACUAUCUUGUAAAAGGUAGAUGUAGACAUUCGCAAAUUAACAAAUAGAUUCCUUGUUGCUGUGCAUCUCAGUGAGUUUUCAGUAAUGUAUCACAGAUGAUGUCAAAUGUGGUAAAAAAGUAAAAUGUUGUUAAUAGUGACAUUAUGUAUGCAUCUAUCAUCUAAUAGAUCAUAAAUAAGAACCAAUGAAAAUGCAUGUACAAUUCAGCUUCUUUUAUAAUGACCUAUUUUUCACUUAGAAUAUCACCUCUUAUAAAAACAUAAAUUAAUGAAUCAUAAAAAUAUUUUAAGCGUCAGUGGUCUGCUCAAUUUGACUGUUGAAGUCUAUUGUACCCAGGCAUCAGUCAGAGA